Trematosphaeria pertusa is the source of this 912-nucleotide messenger RNA. RefSeq lists its product as uncharacterized. The transcript has 3 exons. The record is from RefSeq and is a predicted model, not a curated record. Lineage: Eukaryota; Fungi; Ascomycota; Dothideomycetes; Pleosporales; Trematosphaeriaceae. Bases 1 to 912 code for a protein of 303 amino acids.
AUGCCUCCCGCACCACCCUCCUUUGGUUCCCGAGAAUACUGGGAGAAGCGCUUCACCUCGAACUCGAAUCCUUUCGAAUGGCUAGAAGCGCCGACAGCACUUGACCCGUACCUGGUUGCUGCGCUGAAAGAGACAACGGAGCCAGAGCUGGAGCUACUGCAUAUCGGCUGCGGGACGUCGUUACUCUCCUACCACCUGCGAGCGCAUGUCCCAAAUCCGGAACACAUACAUAAUCUAGACUAUUCAGAGGUCGCAAUUGAAGUCGGGAGGAAGAGGGAGCGCCAGACCUCGAAAUCACCUCCGCCCGAUGCACAGGAGCCAAGGAGUGCUUCAUACAUGCGCUGGUCGGCCGCAAACUUGCUCGACUACUCCUCGCUUCUUGAGGCCUGCAAGCCGUCCGCCUAUUCGAUCAUCGUCGAUAAGUCAACUUCGGACUCUAUAGCGUGCUCGGAGGAUCUCGUCGUUCCGCUCCCGUACCACAUUACAGCAACGCCGAAUCCAGCGUCAAAUCCAAAUUUGACUGAAUCGCCCGAACCACUUCACCCUCUACAUAUUCUCGGCGUACACCUAGCUCUCCUUACGAAACCAAAAGCUCGAUGGAUAUCGCUUUCUUACUCUAUGGAUCGAUACCCCUUCAUACCUCUUCCUCCACCAACGCCUCUACCCGCCCGAUCGGGGACCGGAGACGCAUCGACACCAGCAUACGAAUCAGAGCCAAUACCCACCCCUACCGGGUUCCCGGACCCCAGCACGCUCUGGACUUUGAUUGGCAAGUAUGAUAUAGAGGUGCCGCAACCGCAGUCACCGAGCGGAAGUAAUGGUUCCACGACGACGCAUAGACCCAAAGUCAUGCACUGGGUGUACGUGCUAGAGAGAACAAAUGUAAAGGUCUUCGCUAGAAGGGAGUCAUGA